AUGGCUGGUCAUUCACAUAGAUCAGCGUUUGGGAAGAACCAUAAAUCGUUCAAAUCCAAGCAUGCAUCAAAAGGUGCUUUAAAAAGAUUAUUCAAAGGUAAAGUUGAAAGAGAUCCUAUUAAUGGGAAAACAUUAAAAACUGUCUCCAAAGAUCAACGUAAAAAUAAGUUGAAACAAAUUAGAGCAGUAAAGAUCCAGGAAUCUGUAGAAAAUAGAAAAUUAUUUGAAGGUUCUAAUGGUGCUUCCAAGAUUAUUACAGUGAUUCCAUUAACACCAGAUGUUGAUGCUACCGCUAUCGUUCAAGGUCUUUUACGAUCCAGUGAUUUGGACAUGAAUGAACUUUUAGUGUCAAAGGAGAGUGGUAAUAUUCCAAGCAUAAGAGAUUAUAAUAUUAAGAAAUUUAAGAGUAAAUUGAAAGUUAUUGUCCCAGAUAUGAGUAAUUUCUUACAUAUUUUAGAUUGUGCUAAAGUGGCAGAUUUUGUCAUCUUUGGUUUAAGUGGUACCAGUGAAGUUGAUGAAGAAUUUGGUGAACAAAUUGUUCGUGCUCUAGAAUUACAAGGUAUAUCCUCUGUCAUGGGUGUUGUCACCAACCUAUCUGCUGUCCAUCCAAAGGAAAAGUUCCAAUUGGAUGUCAAGCAAUCCUUAGAAAGUUAUUUCAAGCAUUUUUUCCCAAAUGAAGAAAAAAUUUAUAAUCUAGAGAAACUUUCGGAUUCAUUAAAUGCAUUGAGGCAAUUAUGUCAAAGGAUGCCUCGUCCUGUCACUUGGAGAGAUCAAAGGGGCUAUUUAGUAGCAGAUUCAAUCGACUUCCACCCAGGUACUGACGAAAAUGGUGAUUUGGUUAUAUCUGGUACUGUUCGUGGUGUUGGAUUUGACGCAAACAGAUUAAUCCAUAUUCCUGAUUUAGGUGAUUUCCAACUUUCCGGUAUUGAAAAAAUUAGUUCUUCUUCAAGAACUAAGAAACCAAAGAGUGAUGACCCUAUUGACGGUUUAGAUUUAGAGACUCAAUUUGCAUCUGAUGAAUUAAGAGAUACCCUUGAUAUUUAUGCACCAGGUAAUAUCAAUGCUGAAUAUAGUGACGAAUCUGAUUUUGAAUAUGACGAUCUAAAGACCGCAAGAUUCGAUGAUGGUGGGUUUUUACCAGGUGCCAAAGAAGAAGCUAGAAACGUUAAAGUACCAAAGGGUACUUCAGAUUACCAAGCUAAAUGGUACUUAGAUGAUGUUGUCGAAAAUGGUACUACAGAUGAGAACGAUGAAGAUGAAGACGAUAUGAUUGACGAUGAUGAUGAUAGUGAAGGUAUUCAACGCGAUAAUGAUAUACAAAUUGAGAGUGAGAACAGUGAUUUGGAAGACGCUCAAGACGAUGAAGUAUUUGUGGAUCUUUCACCUGAAGAAGAGGAACGUCAAUUAAAGGAGUAUAGAGAAUUAGAAAAAGAAGAUCGUGAAUUCCCUGAUGAAAUGGAAUUGCAUCCAAAUGACUCUGGUAUUGAGCGUCUAAAGAGAUACAGAGGUCUGAAAAAUCUGUACAAUUGUGUUUGGAAUGUUGAUGAAAAAGAUCCUCAAUGUCCCGAAGAAUGGAAACGUGUUUUAAGAGUGGGUAAUUAUAAGAACACCUCCAAUAGACUCCUCAAGGAAGCUAAGUUAAAGGCACAAGUUGUUGCUGGUGAUCGUAUUGUACUACACAUAAACUUCCCACAACACUUACUCGAAAAAAUUGUCGACCCAUCUCAGAUGUUGUUCGCUGUUUACGGAUUAUUAUAUCAUGAGCACAAACACGCUAUUGUAAACUUUUCUUUGAAAAGAUGGGAAGAAUAUGAUAGACCAGUCCCAGCUAAGGAGCCAAUCAUUGUUCAAUAUGGUGUCAGAAGGUACACUAUCCAUCCAUUAUUUUCAGGUACAACGAAUACACCUAACAAUGUACAUAAGUUUGAGAAAUUCUUGCAUCCAGAAACUUUAUCAGUGGCUACUUGUAUUGCACCGGUUGAUUUUACACAAUCUCCAGCCAUCUUUUUCAAACCUAAUGCUAACGAUGCCAAGGGCAUUGAAUUGAUUGGCCAAGGUACAUUCUUGAAUGCAGACCAUACUAGAGUUCUUGCUAAGAGAGCGAUCCUGACAGGUCAUCCAUUCAGGUUCCAUAAGAGUGUCGUUACUGUCCGUUACAUGUUCUUCAAUUCCGAAGAUGUGGAAUGGUUCAAAUCUAUUCCUUUAUUCACUAAAUCAGGUAGAACUGGUUUCAUCAAGGAAAGUUUGGGUACACAUGGUUACUUCAAGGCUACAUUUGAUGCUAAAUUGUCGGCUCAAGAUGUGGUAGCAAUGUCACUAUACAAACGUAUGUGGCCAUUGCCUUCCAUGCCUUGGUCACCUGAACAAUGA
Maudiozyma saulgeensis is the source of this 2370-nucleotide messenger RNA. The record is from the annotation of a GenBank genome assembly. Lineage: Eukaryota; Fungi; Ascomycota; Saccharomycetes; Saccharomycetales; Saccharomycetaceae.